This is a messenger RNA of Klebsormidium nitens, 874 nucleotides long. NCBI's taxonomy places the organism in Eukaryota, Viridiplantae, Streptophyta, Klebsormidiophyceae, Klebsormidiales, Klebsormidiaceae. The record is from the annotation of a GenBank genome assembly.
CUUCCACACUGUGACUCAGCUGGAGCGAACGACUCCAGAGUCCAAUCCUGCCUGUGUUGAAUUCAGCUGCGCAGAAUGAAAAGUAGAUCUUUGUUCAGACCACUUCACCUGCAUCCAGCCAGGAGGUUUUCGAUAGACGACCAUUUGCGUUCAUCCCCUUCGCUAUCACGAUGGCCAACCCGAAGGUGUUCUUGGAUAUGACCAUUGGCGGUGCUCCCGCUGGACGGAUUGUGAUUGAGCUGUUCAAAGACGUUGUGCCCAAGACAGCUGAGAACUUCAGGGCUCUUUGCACUGGGGAGAAGGGUAUUGGCAAGUCUGGCAAGCCCCUGCACUUUAAGGGAAGCAGUUUCCACAGAGUGAUCCAGAACUUCAUGUGCCAGGGUGGUGAUUUCACAAGGGGCGAUGGCACCGGUGGAGAAUCGAUCUAUGGAAACAAGUUCCCGGAUGAGAACUUCAGGCUGAAGCACACUGGCCCUGGAGAUUUGUCCAUGGCAAAUGCUGGUCCCAACACCAAUGGUUCGCAGUUCUUCUUGACGACCAUCAAGACUGAGUGGCUGGACGGCAAGCACGUUGUGUUUGGCAAGGUUGUCGAGGGCCUGGACGUGGUCAAGAAGAUUGAGGCCGUCGGUUCUCAGAGCGGCAAGACAUCCAAGGCGGUGGUUGUCGCUGACUGCGGGCAGCUGUCUUAGAGUGUGUUGUGAGAAAGACGUAUGAAAGAUGAGUUAGGCAAGCGUUUUUUGACACUGCAGCGGUAGACCGUGGUUUUUGCCGGAGUGAUGUGCUCCAGACGCAUUUCUGUGUGUUUUGCAAUGUUGUCCUGCCGCUUUUCAUUGCAUGAGGGGACAAAUACCAAAAUGGCGAAGCUCAUCCCUCC